Molecule: messenger RNA, 570 nt
Organism: Capronia coronata CBS 617.96
Lineage: Eukaryota; Fungi; Ascomycota; Eurotiomycetes; Chaetothyriales; Herpotrichiellaceae
Exons: 1
Coding region: 1-570 (189 amino acids)
Source: RefSeq, a predicted model, not a curated record
AUGGAGUCGACAAAGGUGGGAAAGCUGCACAUAGAUCUACCGGCAGAAUCCACCAAGCCCAAGGUCCUUACAAAGACAAAGCAAAAGAAGGAGGAGGAAGUGAUUGACUCCUGGGAAGAUGACGACGAUUUGUCCUCGCUCGAAGACACCGAGACACCCACUGGAGGAUCAGACACCGUGCGCAAACCGCUCAUGUCCAAAGACCCGGCACUGAGGCCGCCUCCACCUCCACCUACGCCCAUUUCGCCCGAGAACGCGGAUCAACGUAUCGAUUGGUCUCCUGCCCAAGUGCUGGGCGGUGGUCGUCCCCAAGCUUACAGACCAUCCUCUCCGUUGACGGGCAACGAUUCGGAUCGAGAGCGAAGGAGGCCAGAAAAGACCACGGCGACCGCAAGUCGCUUGAUCGCUGCAGGCUUGGGGAUCAAGCCUCCCAAGAAGACCGAGGAACAGAGACAAUACGACCGUGCCGUUCGAGAGCAGGAAAUCCGACGGAGGACCAAAGAAAAAGAGGAUCAGGAACGCCAGCGAGAGGCGGAAGAAAAGGCAAAGGCUGCAGUCUGGGACGCAUGA